UCCAGCUCACUUUCCCAUUCAGCUUCAGCUCACACACACACACACACACACACACACACACCGGAGCGCUGCCAAAGGAUUGCUCAGCAUUUCACACAGAGAGAGAGAAAGAGAGAGUCAGGGCAUAUCUCAAACUUAAACCUCACACAGAUCAGACACACACACACACACACACACACACACACGUGGUCAUACUCUUCCAGCCAGCCAGCCAGCAUGUCAGUGUUAAGGAUUGUCCAGGUGGUGUGUAUGGUGGUUUCAGCGAGCGUGGUGAUGCCUGACAAUUAUGAAGACGGCAUCGACGUCAACUACGCCGAUGCGUACUACAACGAGAUCAGCGAGGGAGAGCAGAGCGAGGCGGAUACCCACACCGUGACUCCGGCCGUUCCCUGCACGGCCCCCGAGUUCAGCAAGUGGGACAAGCUCUUUACCAUGCUGGAGAACUCACAGAUGAAGGAGAACAUGCUGCUGCAGUACUCGGACGACAUCGUGAAGUUGGGCCUGCAGUCUGUGCGAGCCGAGAUGCUGGAGAUCGCGGCGCAGAGCAGAGCCUCUUGCGCGGCCGCCGUGGAGAACUCGCUACGUCGGGCCGAAGCGCACAUCGAGGAGAAACUUCUGCAGGCCCUAGAGCAGCUGCGCGGCGUCUCGGCGCAACAGCAGGCGCGGCACGACGCAGUGCUGGAGCAGAUCCUGGAGGCCACUAAGGAACAGGAGGCACAGCUCGAUAAGGUGGGGAAAAACUGCAUACAUGACCAGGUCAAGAGUUUCCAGACUAGACAUCUGGAAAAGGAAGAUAGAGGACAAGCCUUCGCUGCUGAGCUGCGAAACCUAAACGAGAAGCUGGACUUCUACACAAGAGCCACAGCUGGACAAGUACUCCCUGCAGGGUGUGACAUGGCCCUCUUCUUCCCUAUGCGCUCUCCGAAAACGCACGCCGAGGUAACCCCCCAGCGCUCCAUGAAGACCCGUGCCUUCACCGUAUGCCUGUGGAUUAAACCGACCCAAAUGCUUAACAAGACCGUGCUGUUCUCUUACGGCACCGCGACCAACCCGCUGGAGUUGCAGCUGCUGCUCAGUGGGCGUAGCGCCCUCUUCACAGUAGGAGGAGAAGCACAUUUAGUGGAGGCACCCGGUGCUGCAACCGAGGGAUCGUGGGCGCAUUUGUGUGGGACCUGGAGCUCAGAACAGGGCCUGGCAUCGCUCUGGGUAGGCGGCCAAAGAGCAGCGAGUUCGCCCGGUGUAGCCGAGGGGCACGAGAUCCCUGCCGGCGGCGUCACCAUCCUGGGCCAGGAGUACAACGGUGAGGGUCUGGCCAAGAGAUUAGGCUUCCAGGAGACGUUCAACGCCGACGAGGCGUUCACAGGGAAGCUGAGCGGCGUAAACGCGUGGGACCGCGUCCUGGACGAGGACGAGAUAUCCGAGCAGGCGCGACCGGACGGACGGACCUGCGGUUCCCGUGGCAACCUGGUGGCCUGGGGUGUGUCUCAGAUUGUCGAGGGAGGAGGCGUCAAGCUCAUCAACUAGCUGCUCGAUUAAAAAAAUUUUUUUACAAACGUAAAAACCUGCACGAAAGCUUUCAAACUUCAAACACAACUAAUCACGUUAUGCUUAGAUCAAUAAAACCCACUCGCUUGUGGGGAAACCGUCUUCCAUUUACACUCACCGAUAUUACAGAGAGACUGAACUACGAGAACCAAAGAGUAUUUGUAAUGGCAAGUUUACGCCUGCAUCGUUGAAAAAAAUAGGGACACGUUCUCAUUUCCUUUCAUCACCCCGAACCCGAAGACAUCCUGCGUAUUCUUACAGUAUUUAUCAGAACGUUUACAUUCAGCUAACACUUUUUUUUUUUUUUGUCCCAUAAUCUUUUGAAACUACUAUUAUUUUUUUUUUUUUUUAACGAAGUAACUUGUUUUUCCUUUGUUGUUCUUUGUUUAACACAAAAACGUUCACUAGGUUUUGGUAAAGGAACUGUGUAAAAUGUUUACAAAGUCUCUCUGGACUUUACCUUCAUCCUUCAUUCAAUGUGAGGAAAUGUACUAUACUGUAUUUUUGUUAAGAUGAAAUGAACCUAUAUUGUAUAUAGAUCUUUUUCCUUUUUUUUUUUUUUUUGUGUGUGUGUGUGUGUCUAUUACCAAAGGAGUGAGAUUGUGGAGUUUUAAUAAAGAAAACUUAAAUAUAGUA
Ictalurus punctatus (channel catfish) is the source of this 2181-nucleotide messenger RNA. It is a transcript of the gene ptx3a, whose product is annotated as pentraxin 3, long a. The coding region runs from base 217 to 1524 and encodes 435 amino acids. The record is from RefSeq and is a predicted model, not a curated record. Gene Ontology annotation, molecular function: complement component C1q complex binding. The transcript has 3 exons. Gene Ontology annotation, biological process: innate immune response. Lineage: Eukaryota; Metazoa; Chordata; Actinopteri; Siluriformes; Ictaluridae.